Molecule: messenger RNA, 1906 nt
Organism: Micropterus dolomieu (smallmouth bass)
Lineage: Eukaryota; Metazoa; Chordata; Actinopteri; Centrarchiformes; Centrarchidae
Product: zinc finger protein 135-like
Exons: 2
Coding region: 65-1498 (477 amino acids)
Cellular component (GO): nucleus
Source: RefSeq, a predicted model, not a curated record
GUGAGUUAUCAACACAGCGCGUGAGCUGUAACGGAGUGUGUCUGGAGGAAAAGCUGCUGUAAACAUGUCUAAAGUCCAAACGCUGAGAGCUUUUGUCCAGCAGCGACUAAGUGCGGCUGCUGAAGAGAUAUUUGAGCUGUUUGAAAGAACGAUAGCAGAGUACGAGGAGGAACUUUGUGGACAACGCAAACUACUGGACGCUGUUUUCAAGCCUGAAGUCCGGUUACACAGAGCAGGCAAGCUGAAAGCAGUGGUUCCUCUUGAGCAGCAGGAGUGGAGCCCCAGUCUGGACCAGGAGGACCCACCAGAGACUCCACACAAUAAGGAGGGGUGCAGUCCGAGUCUGGACCAGGAGGACCCACAAGAGCACAUACAUAUUAACGAGGAGUGGAGCCCCAGUCUGAACCAGGAGGACCCACCAGAGCCCCCACACAUUAAAGAGGAACAGGAGGAACUCUGGACCUGUCAGGAGGGAGAGCAGCUUCGAGGGCUGGAAGAGGCUGAUAUCACCAGGUUCACAUUCACUCGUGUUGUGAAGAGCGAAGAAGAUGAUGAAGAAGAGAAACCUCAGUCCUCACAGCUUCAUCAAAGACUCACUGAUCAAAUGGAAACAGAAGCUGAUGGAGAGGACUGUGGAGGACCAGAACCAGCCAGGAACUCAGAUCUAUAUAGACCUUCACGACCAGCUACUCAGGAAAAGACGUCUCACCCCUCUGAACCUGAGACUGAUAACAGUUGUGAUUUGGAAGAAACCAGGGAACCUCAGUCAGGUUCCAACCUUCUGAAAUAUAACAGUAGAUGUAACACUGGUGAGAAACUGUUUAGCUGCUCUGAGUGUGGUAAACCAUUUCGCUAUAACUCAAAGCUAAAGAGACACAUGAGAAUUCAUACAGGAGAGAAACCUUUCAGUUGUUCUGUAUGUGGUAGACGAUUUGCACAAAGUUCAAAUUUGACCUCACACUUGAGAGUUCAUACAGGAGAAAAACCUUUCACAUGCUCAGUUUGUAAAGCAAGUUUCAGUCUCAGACGCAAUUUGUCCACCCACAUGAGAAUACAUACUGUGGAGAAACCGUUCAUUAGUUCAGUAUGUGGUAAAACAUUUGCACAAAAGGUAUAUCUGAGACAACACUUGGGUGUCCACACAGAGGGAAAACCCUUCAGUUAUUUUGUCUGUGGUACAAGAUCCACUCAAAGCUCAACUUUGACCUCACACUUAAGAGUUCAUACAGGAGACAAACCGUUCAGCUGCUCAGUCUGUAAAGCAAGUUUCAGUCGCAGAAGUAAUUUGUCCACACACAUGAGAAUGCAUACUGGGGAGAAGCCCUUUUGUUGUUCAGUAUGUGGUAAAGCAUUUACACGAAGUGCAACUCUGAGAGAACACUUGACUGUCCACAUGGGAGAGAAACCCUUUAGUUGCAGCAAUUGCGAUAAACGAUUCUCUCUGCGCCGUUAUUUCAAAAAGCACAAGUGUGCUGGUGAGAGCAGCAGACGUAAAUGAAGCACGGGUUCAGAUUUUUCAAGCCUGUAAUUUGGAAGAAGCAAGUAAGUAGAUGGCGAUAACUUGCUGUUAACAAAGAGGUUUCUCUGCAGCUCCUUCUAGUCUGUCAAGUUUUCUUUUCAUCAAAUCUUCCAGUGAAUAAAGAACAUUUUUACUUGUUUCAGGUGUUGUCUAAAAUCAAGUGUUAUUUUUCUUGAUUUCUCUUCAUUUAUGAUGUGAAUCUAGAAAGAGGACAGACUGAUGCUGAUUGAUGUCUGAGUUUCUCAUUCUUUUUAACCAUCACUCAGUAUUUUGAAUGCCAGAUAUUGAGUCUAUAUAGUGACUGUGCUGCUGUAAACUUUACUGCUGUUGUGGAAGCAGCGUUGUGUUAAACUUUGAAAAAUGAAAUUCUAAUCGUGAAUUUAAAAA